This is a messenger RNA of Condylura cristata (star-nosed mole), 559 nucleotides long. It is a transcript of the gene MICOS10, whose product is annotated as mitochondrial inner membrane organizing system 1. The coding region runs from base 89 to 325 and encodes 78 amino acids. The record is from RefSeq and is a predicted model, not a curated record. NCBI's taxonomy places the organism in Eukaryota, Metazoa, Chordata, Mammalia, Eulipotyphla, Talpidae. The transcript is spliced from 4 exons. Gene Ontology annotation, cellular component: MICOS complex; mitochondrion; mitochondrial inner membrane.
GGGCCCUGGGCCUGCUCUCGCGAGACUUGCCUGGCGUCGGAGCGCGGGGCCUGACCCUAAAGGAAAGCUGGAUCUGCGGGUGGGGAACAUGUCGGACUCAGACCUCGGCAGGAAGUGGGACCGGUGCAUGGCGGACACACUCGUGAAGAUAGGUACUGGAUUUGGAUUAGGACUUAUUUUCUCCCUUACCUUCUUUAAAAGACGAAUGUGGCCAUUAGCCUUUGGUUCUGGCAUGGGACUGGGGAUGGCCUACUCCAACUGCCAGCACGACUUCCAGGCUCCGUAUCUUCUACAUGGAAAAUACGUCAAAGAGCAGGAACAGUGACAGACCCCAGGACAUCCCAGUGGGAGGAGAAGAGAAUCAUGUUUAUUCCUCAGGAAUACUGAAGUGCCCUGGAGUAAGCUGAGUUCUUCUGUAACAAUGUUAUCAGUAAUGCUUUCAACUCCAGCACACUGUUUAUGUAUUUGAAACCAAGUCUGUUUCUUGUUUUGUAUUUUCUCUCUGGAAAUUGCAAGGAGGUGGUCUUAAAAAAAUAAAUUAAACAAAAAUAGGCAGCCC